GACCCCAGUUCUACAGGAACGAUGCAGCGGCUACAGAGUGAAAAGAGCAUCCUGGAUGAACCAGACUCUCCUCUAGAGGUGAGAUAAUCGUGCUUCCCGUCUGUUUCUUUGUGUUUCUCUCUUGAUCAUUUUCUUCCUAUUGAUAGAGAACAGCUGAACAUUAUACUUUAACUUUCAGCACCAUGGACAGCAUCCCAGUUACCUUAGCUCAUUUGAUAAUUCUGCUUUUGCAAACGUCUUUGCAUACAUAGCUUUUAAACCUUAUGCCGUGGAAAUUAUUUUUAUAUGCGCGUUUAUUUGACAUUUCCAAAAUACCAUAGGAAUGUUGUUGAUCCAUGUCCACUGCUCAGCACUACAGUAUAUAAUAUAAAUCUUAAUCCUAAAUAUGUUACUUUUUCGCUACUGUGGAUUACAGGUGAUUGAACUAGCCUCCAUAUCUGUAUUACACACCCUUCAAUCAAGUUAGUUGUUUUAAUACAGGUUCCAGUGAUGUGAUUUCAGAAUAAGAGCAUUGGUAUUUAUUUUCAGGUUUUACAGCUUGUGUGGAACUUAAGUUAAAGGUAGUUGUUCAAUUCCUUCAAUUGGACUGUGAUGUACAGUCUCUGAGGGAAAUUUGAUUCUCCACGGAUACCCCCCCACCCAUUUAUUUGCUUUAAUACGAACUGAUUAACACCAUUCUGUAGAUCCAUUUUGAUUGUUCGCAGUCCUCAAAUACUCUGUAAUGAAUUGCAUCAUAUGAUUAAUACCCCGAUGUACUGUUGAUUUUUUUUUGAUGUUUGUUUAGCUCUUUGAUAGUAUUGCUCCUCUCUGUAAGGGGAAUUGUCGGUAUCUUUUUACCAUGGAUAUUGAAUUUGAAUAAUUUUCCAUCCAGAUGUUGAUAUUCAUUGACUGGACUCUAAGGGACGCUGUUGGUCAAGUAAAAACAAAUCCGAACAAAUGUUUUAGGCGGUGGCUUUGUGCUCUGUGGAGAGUCGGUAUGCUUUAUUGAAUGGCGUCGAGGUGGGCGCAGACAGACUGCUUGGUUUCAUAUUUAACAGCACGAGAGAAAGGAAGCUUGGAAUACAGAUCGUUCAAUACACUAACGUGGAUUGCGUUGCUGUUCACACUUAGGUUUUCUAAGAAGUGUUUGGUAGGUAUAAUUUCAUAUCGUUUAUUUGAUAACAUGGAUUGCGGAAAAUAUGACUACCGGCCUCUAAGAUGGCGUUUGUGCUACAGACUGACGUCGCAAAUCGUUCUGUUUUGCAUUUUUCUCAGUCAUAUUGCCAGUGGUCAAAUACGUUAUUCAAUCCCAGAAGAGAUGAAGAAGGGAUCCCUCAUUGGUAAUGUCGCAUUGGACCUUGGAAUUGAUAUGCAGAGGCUCCGUUCUGGUCGGGCCCGUAUCGUGACCGGAGAAAGCAUCCAGUACACCGAGCUGAAGACAGACAAAGGGACGCUGGUCGUGAAUGAGAGAAUAGACCGAGAACAGCUUUGUGGAGACGUCACUCCGUGCAGCUUCAGCUUUGAUCUGAUUUUAGAAUUCCCGAUGGAACUACACCACGUCACGGUCGAAGUAUUGGACAUUAAUGAUAAUUCACCUUCUUUUCAUCAGAACGAAAUGCAAUUGACGAUUGGAGAAUCAGCCGCACCGGGAGCACGUUUUGUUUUGCCUACAGCCAAUGAUCCUGAUGUAGGAGCCAACGGGCUCCAGGACUAUAAUUUAUCUCCAAAUGACAAUUUUAUUUUAAAAAAACAUUUAAAUUCUGACGGAAGAAAAUAUGCGGAAAUGGUACUUGACAAACCACUGGAUAGAGAGCGAUAUCCAAGUAUGUCCCUAAAGCUGAUAGCAGUGGACGGUGGGACGCCACAGAAAUCUGGUAUUGUAAAUAUAGAUAUCACUGUCCUAGAUGCUAACGAUAAUUCUCCCAUUUUUAAUCAGUCAGUAUAUAAGGCCAAUGUAAUGGAAAAUGCUGCAAGAGGUACCUAUAUCAUCACUGUAAAUGCUACUGACGCAGAUAGUGGAUCCAAUGGGUUGAUCUAUUAUUCUAUUUCCAAAAUGCAAGGCAGUAUUGACAGCAUAUUUGAAAUUAAUAAAACAACGGGUGUGAUAUUUCUCUCAGGGCAGGUUGACUAUGAAAAAGCAAAGAAAUAUGAAAUAGGCAUUGAAGCCACCGACCAAGGAGCUUUAACAGACUCGAGUAAAGUUAUAGUUGAGGUGAUUGAUGUGAACGAUAACCCCCCUAUCAUUAAUGUGAUGUCAUUCACUAGUCCUGUGUCAGAAGAUUCCCCUCCUGGUACAACUAUUGGCAUUAUAAAUGUAAAAGAUCUUGAUGCAGGUGAUAAUGGACAAGUACAUUGUAGAAUAGAAGAAAAUGCACCUUUCAAAAUUAAAUCUAAUUUAAGAAAUUACUAUACUUUGGUAACAGCUACUGCAUUAGAUCGUGAAACAGUUUCAGAAUAUAACAUCACUGUUGUUGCGACAGAUGCAGGAAUGCCUCCUCUCUCAACUAAAAGAACCUUUCAUUUAAAGGUCUCUGAUGUGAACGAUAAUGCUCCUGUGUUCCCACAAAGUGUUUACACUGCGUUUAUUGUGGAAAACAACUCUCCAGGUGUUUCUCUUCUUACCAUAAGAGCACAAGAUCCUGACGAAAACCAAAACGCCCGUAUAUCAUAUUUUCUAGAUGUUAAUGACGUAAGCGGAUCUCCACUGUCUGAAUAUAUUUCUAUAAAUGCAGAAAGUGGAGUGAUACAUGCCAUGCGCUCAUUAGAUUAUGAACAAAUCAAACAGCUGCCUUUUGUUGUCAAAGCGCAGGAUGGAGGCUCCCCUCCACUCAGUAGC
Molecule: messenger RNA, 2815 nt
Organism: Anarrhichthys ocellatus (wolf-eel)
Lineage: Eukaryota; Metazoa; Chordata; Actinopteri; Perciformes; Anarhichadidae
Product: protocadherin gamma-A3-like
Exons: 1
Biological process (GO): homophilic cell-cell adhesion
Cellular component (GO): plasma membrane
Molecular function (GO): calcium ion binding
Source: RefSeq, a predicted model, not a curated record